Messenger RNA from Kluyveromyces lactis, 1209 nucleotides. It is a transcript of the gene GPI14, whose product is annotated as glycosylphosphatidylinositol-alpha 1,4 mannosyltransferase I. The transcript has a single exon. Gene Ontology annotation, molecular function: GPI mannosyltransferase activity; alpha-1,4-mannosyltransferase activity. The coding region runs from base 1 to 1209 and encodes 402 amino acids. Gene Ontology annotation, biological process: GPI anchor biosynthetic process. Gene Ontology annotation, cellular component: membrane; glycosylphosphatidylinositol-mannosyltransferase I complex. Lineage: Eukaryota; Fungi; Ascomycota; Saccharomycetes; Saccharomycetales; Saccharomycetaceae. The record is from RefSeq and is a predicted model, not a curated record.
AUGCAUAGAAAAGUAAUCUUAUUAUUAACAGUCUCUUUACUACUUCGAAUUGGAUUCUUUUCUUACGGUAUUUUCCAAGACUCGCAUUUUGACGUUAAAUAUACUGAUAUCGAUUACUUUGUCUUUCAUGAUGCAGCUGGUUACGUUAACAAUGGACAAUCCCCUUAUUUGCGUGAUACAUACAGGUACACACCUUUAUUGAGCUUCUUGUUACUACCCAAUUAUUAUCUAAAGUGGAUUCAUAUGGGGAAAGUCUUCUUUGUUUUAUUUGAUCUCAUUACAGGUGUGAUGAUCAUAAAACUAUUACAAGGUUCAUGUCAAUUGACAAAACAGCUAAUUCUAGCUUCUAUUUGGUUAUUGAACCCGAUUGUUAUAACGAUAAGUACUCGAGGAAACGCUGAAUCGGUUUUAUGUUUUUUGAUCAUAUGUGCUUUAUACUUUUUGAAAAGAGACAGGUUACUUAUUUCAGGACUUUUCUAUGGGUUAUCGAUUCAUUUCAAGAUCUAUCCGAUAAUCUAUGCGCUACCGAUCGGAAUAUAUCUCUUGUUGUCGAGUCACAAUAGAAACUGCAUUUGGCGAUUGUUCAUGAUAGGGAUAUCGACGCUAAUCGGCAUAACUGCGCCGACGUAUUUCAUGUACAAGCUUUACGGGAGCGAAUUUAUCGAACACUCGUACAUGUACCAUCUCACGAGAACAGACCACAGACACAAUUUUUCGAUUUGGAACCUGGUCUUACUCUUAGAAUCUGCUGGUAUUCAUCUUUCCCAAUCUAUCGAACUAUCUAAGCUGGCAUUCGUUCCUCAAUUGACACUAUGUGCAGUACUACCUUAUCUAUUGUGGAAAUCACAGACGUUCGAAAAUUUAAUGAAUGUCCUAUUCGUACAAACAUACGCAUUCGUUACUUUCAAUAAAGUAUGCACUUCUCAAUAUUUCAUUUGGUAUUUGGUAUUAUCCCCAUUUUAUUUCGCAAAUACAACCAUUACAUGGAGAAAAGGUGUGGUCUGUAUAUUUUUAUGGAUAUUGUCUCAAGCCGUAUGGCUUUCACAAGCAUAUCUACUUGAAUUCAAAGGCCAAAAUGUAUUUUUCCCCAACUUAUUCUUUGGCAAUAUAGUGUUUUUCCUCAUCAACGUCUAUCUACUCGGUGUCUUUAUCACUGACAUCAAAUCCAGAACGUCAUUCCAAGACAAUCAACAUAAGAAGAAUAUAUAA